Messenger RNA from Gloeophyllum trabeum ATCC 11539, 1354 nucleotides. RefSeq lists its product as uncharacterized. Bases 4 to 1332 code for a protein of 442 amino acids. NCBI's taxonomy places the organism in Eukaryota, Fungi, Basidiomycota, Agaricomycetes, Gloeophyllales, Gloeophyllaceae. Gene Ontology annotation, cellular component: peroxisomal membrane. The transcript has 5 exons. Gene Ontology annotation, molecular function: zinc ion binding. The record is from RefSeq and is a predicted model, not a curated record. Gene Ontology annotation, biological process: protein import into peroxisome matrix.
CUUAUGUCGACCUCAGGCCUCCGUUCGACAUGGGAAGAGGCCUGGGCCGAAGCGCAGACGAAGUUCCAAGCUGCCAGAGAGGCCCUGACUGUCGCGAACCCGCCAGCACCAAGAGUGCUGCGAGUAGGACAGCUGGAUGCCGAGUUAUUGGACCAGGAGCUGCUACAUGUGCUGCAGGAACCCCUCAAUAGAGCGUUGGCAUUGUUCAAUUCCUCUUUGAAAGCCCGCUUCGAACCGGAACUAGCCCUCAUUAUCCAGUUGACACUGUACAAACUCUCUAUAUGGUCAGACGGAGCGAGCUAUGGCGCCAAACUGCAGAAUUUGCGAUAUCAAGUUCCUACAGCUGGUGGAAGUUCCGUGACUUCCUCUGGCUUACCUCACCGCACCCUUCUCAUGCAUGGCACCCUUACGGUCCUGGUACCGUACCUACAUACCCGCCUUCGCUCCCACGCAUUAUCCAGGGCUUGGCCAGAUGCUCCUGUACGGGAUCGCCGGCGUAGGAUCUGGGAUUACCUCACCCGCAUGGAGUCUCUGCAUAGUUUGUUAGGGUUGCUAAACUUCAUCUUGUUUCUGAAAGAUGGACGGUAUCGAACUUUAGCUGAUAGGCUAUUGCGGAUGGAGCUCGUGCCUUCCCAGCGCUUGACCAGACGUAAUGUCAGCUACGAGUUCAUGAACCGCCAGAUGGUCUGGCAUGCAUUCACGGAGUUCCUCCUGUUCCUCUUGCCGUUGAUCAACGUUCGCGCCUUCCGUCGGCGCGUCAUGCGCGUCGCGUCCCGCAUAAGUAUUUCCUCCAUAAUCCCGUCUCCUGCGCGAAGUGCACUCGGAUUGCCGAAUGAAAAGGAUGAAGAUUACAACAAAAUCAGACGAAAACCGACAGGCAAAUUCCAUGCAUUAGGCGCAGAUCAAUGCGCCAUCUGCGCAGAGAAUGCCUCGUUCAGUCUGGCAACGGGUGACUCAGCAGGCUCCUUUCUAUCUGCCAGUGCGAACAUCAUCGCCACAACAUCUGCCGCGUCAGAGCAGGACCAACAAGACGAAGGCGGCGCACCCAUGUACCCCAUACACACCCCCUAUAUCACAUCCUGCUCGCACGUCUACUGUUACUUCUGUCUCGCGGAGCGAAUGAUUCGCGCAGCAGACAGCGGAGAGGUAUGGGAAUGUCUGAGGUGCGGCGAGCCGGUGCGGUCUGUAGAUCGCUUGACUGCAGGGUCGGACGAGGACGGGCAGGAGAGUGGGCUGGACGACUACGAGUUCAGUGACUUUGGUAGCACUGACUUGUCUGCAUCUGGUUCGAUGGGUAGCUACAGCGAGAGUGGAAUGUCAGAUCACGCCUGAGCAUGACUACCGCUGCUUUCAC